GUCCCGGCUUUACUACCGUAGAAAUCGAUCCCUCAUCUCCCCCGUCUGAAGGCCCCGGAAUUACAAUUUAUGGUCCUUUCACUACAAUUAUUGGUGAACCAGAUUCCACUGAAGCUUCUGAAGUUCCUACUCCCACACCCGACGGAGCUUCUACUUCCACACCCGACGGAGCUUCUACUUCCACACCCGACGGAGCUUCUACUUCCACACCCGACGGAGCUUCUACUGCCACACCUGCACCACCUGUAACCUCUGGAACUAUAAAUCCUACAUCUGUCGCAACAUUAACUGCCACAUCUAGUGCUUCCUCUGGGGUCUCAUCUUCUGGUAGCUCUCCGACUAGUAGACCUUCGAGUUCACGAAGCGCUUCAAAUUCCAAUAUUAGUACAAAACCAGCUUCUACGACAAGUCAAACUGCAACGAGUAUUAGUGCAUCAGAUUCUUAUAUAAAACCCGUGUUAAGCUUAAUGUGUUCUUUGAUCGCUAUAAUUUCUAUUGGAUUAUUUUAUUGA
Acaulospora morrowiae is the source of this 512-nucleotide messenger RNA. Lineage: Eukaryota; Fungi; Glomeromycota; Glomeromycetes; Diversisporales; Acaulosporaceae. The record is from the annotation of a GenBank genome assembly.